AUGAUGAAGUCCAAGGAAGAUGUUAUUCAAGACUCAUUCAUAUUUAGUCUAACAAGUGUAUACUAUAUUGACGCAGGAACCGAGUAUGACUUUCACGACAGGACAGAAGAUUUUGAAGAUAUAUCCGAUGAAUUUGAUGAUAUAUCCAAUGAAACUGACACAAAAACUGGAAACUCCCAAGAAGAAUUUGAGGAUAUGACUGAUGCUUUUGAUGACAUAUCUGAUGAUGUCGAAAAACAAUCGGAUGGUGAUGACAACAAAUCGGAUGAUUUUCUCUUCGAAGAGAUAUCAAACAACUAUUUGGAAAAUAUGUCUGAUAGUUCUGACAGUUGGUCUGAUAACUACAAGAAUCUCUACGAGUUUGAUAAUUUUUGCGACGACUGGAAUAAAAUUCAAGAUUUCCAUUCAUCGAGCUCUAGUCAAGCCAUACAAUCUGAUGAUGAUGAAGUAUUUGAUUUGGCCACUGUAGAUAGUGUUAAAGUGCAAGACAGAAAUACUGAAUUUCAUGAAGCAGUAUACAACAUUGGGGAGCUGGAUGUUACAGAAAAUGUCGAAGACCAAGAAAGAAAUACUGAAUUGCAUGAAGCAGUAUACAACAUUGGGGAGCUGGAUGGCAAAGAAAAUGUUAAAGACCAAGAAAGUAAUACUGAAUUUCAUGAAGCUGUUUAUAACCUAGGAGAGCUGGAUGCAAUAGAAGAUGUUGAAGAGCGAGAAAAAAAUACUGAAUAUAAUGAAGCAGGAUACAACAUUGAAGAACCGGAUGCAAUUUGUAAUGUUGAAGGGCAAAAUAGAAAUUCUGAACUUAGUGAAGCAACAUAUAACCUUGGAGGUUUAGAUGACACAGAUAAUGUUGAAGAACAAGAUAGGAAUGCUGAAUUUAGUGAUGUGGUAUAUGACCCACAUGUGCAAGAGUCGGAUGUUGAUGCAGAUGAUGAAGAUUCAGAAGAUAGCAUUGAUGAAUUUACGCUCUGUAGAGAAGAGCUUGUAAAUGAAAUUACAAUUAACACGGUGUUAAGGUAG
Messenger RNA from Owenia fusiformis, 1020 nucleotides. The record is from the annotation of a GenBank genome assembly. Lineage: Eukaryota; Metazoa; Annelida; Polychaeta; Sabellida; Oweniidae.